AUGCCACCAAAACGCCCCCGCCCCGCCCCCGCCAACUUCGCCGCCCUGCGCCACUACUCCCUCGCCCCGCUCCCCUCCAGCACCACCACCACCACCACCACCACCCCCUCCACCGCCCUCACCACCGAGAUCCAAUCCCUCCGCCGCCUCAUCAUGGACCAAGAACUCUCCAUCUCCACCCUACGCCAGCAGCUCCCCUCCCCCACCACCACCCCCUCCCCCAACACCCCCCCAUCCCCCAAAACCCACCUCCGCACCCUCCGCGCGCGCAAAACCGCCCACGACACCACCUUCGCCACAAUCGACCACCUCCCGCCCGCCGCCUCCCCACUCAACCUCCUCCUCGCCUACCGGUCCGUGCUGCUCGUCACCUCGCGCACCGCCGAGUCGCUCGUCACCGUAAAAGCCGCAAUCAGCGCCGCCGCCGCAACACUGGACCGUGAAGCCGCCGAGCUGGGACAGCAGCGGGCUAUUACCGAGGCGCUGGUGCGGAGGUUGGAGCGUGAGGAGGGGGAGGGGGAGGGGGAGGGGGGUGGGAGGGGGGUGGCGGAGAUGGUGAAGCGGCGGAAGGAGGUGGGGAGGAGGACGGCGGGGGUGUUGAGGGAGGAGGGGGAGGCGGGGGAGGAGCCAGAGAAGAGGAUGGCGAGGGACUUUAUGGAGGUGCUUGAGUCACUAAUGAACGCCUCCCUCGAGAACGACCCCUACAUCCCCAUGAAGCAAGACACAGCAAUCGUGCGCUUCCUCGUCAGGGCCAAGGUUGCGGCGUUCCAUCCCAAGGACGCCCGCAGGCUGCGGCUGGUGGACUUUGGGAGCAGCGUGGAGGAUGGGUAG
Morchella importuna is the source of this 831-nucleotide messenger RNA. RefSeq lists its product as uncharacterized. The transcript has 3 exons. Gene Ontology annotation, biological process: mitotic sister chromatid segregation; kinetochore assembly. Gene Ontology annotation, cellular component: nucleus. Lineage: Eukaryota; Fungi; Ascomycota; Pezizomycetes; Pezizales; Morchellaceae. The record is from RefSeq and is a predicted model, not a curated record. The coding region runs from base 1 to 831 and encodes 276 amino acids.